This is a messenger RNA of Talaromyces amestolkiae, 2067 nucleotides long. RefSeq lists its product as uncharacterized. The transcript has a single exon. Gene Ontology annotation, cellular component: TORC1 complex; fungal-type vacuole membrane. The record is from RefSeq and is a predicted model, not a curated record. Lineage: Eukaryota; Fungi; Ascomycota; Eurotiomycetes; Eurotiales; Trichocomaceae. Bases 1 to 2067 code for a protein of 688 amino acids.
AUGUCACCGACUAGCAAUAGCCAUGUCACCUCUCCCGGGAAACGGCCUGGCCUGSCCCGCCGCUCUGUCUCAUCCCACGCGAUCAUAUCGACACGCACGUCCCCAGCAACCACUGCGACCGAUGCAACUGAACCCCAGAAAGCUACAGCUGCCGCUGGCCACAAAGCGCGCCCCCAUGUUGUGGGCGGUGGCCAUCGCGCUCACGGACGUAACCCUUCGUUUGGUAAAAACCUGAAUAAGCUGCAGAGGAUGCAUACUACAUCCAACAUACAUCUGUUUACCGAGGGUACAAAUACGAUCGGCACUGGUGCCCGCCAUCAUCAACGUAAGAAAUCUGCCCCCGUUACACCGGUCGAGAGCCCACGAACGUCAGGCUCGUCCCACGUCCGCUGGGAGGGCGAAAAUACAUCUCUGGGCGAACACAAAUCGCACGUCUCGUCGAUGCGAAAGAAUUACUCCACUCCCGCCCUGCACCGCAAUACAUCGGCUAUCCUUCCGAAGAAGGCUCUCGUAACCGAUCGCCCGCAGUCAGCGAAAGGACGCCCGAAGAAAUCAGUGGGAUUCGAAUUAGUCGGCGAUUCCGACUCGGAAGAAGAGUGGGAAGACAGCACCCAGUCACCGGAAAGCACGCGACGUGGCUCUGCUGUGCAAUCAACCAAGGACAGUGCAGAAAGCAGUCAGGUUUUGGUCGAUCAGUUGACUUUCGUGAAGCGUCCAUACCCACAAAUACCACAGUCGAGAAGUCUCCCGGAAUCGACAAUCAGCAAUCUUCCACAAGCGAUCGAGGACUCUGAUGAUGAAAGUGCAACCCACGAGCAAGCGUCUUCUGUAUCUUCGCAUGAGCAGGAGCGGGAGCCAAAACCCGAGCCACGAGCGCACGAACCAGAGGACAUAGCAAAUCGUCUGUUGAGCCAGUCGCGAUUAUCAAAAGCGCCACCGGCAAUGUCAUCAAUUUCCGCCAUGGGUACCGCAACUGGAAUAGAUGCUUCUCGACGAAACGAAUCUAUAACGUCUCUCAGCAACCUUGCUUCUAGCCAUGGCGGCCUGCGACACGCACCUUCUGUGCCAUCAUCGCAAGCUCAGUCUUCCUUACCUCAGUCGUCUUCGAUCGAAGGUGGCGUCUCACGAUUCAUCGUCAACCCUCAAGCUGGAGCGCAUGCAACUUCACGAACGGACUCCGACCCUAACACGCCAUCAUCUUUCCUCCCACAUUACCAUCCUCAAGCGCCUCCUACACCGGAACGCAGCGCCGCAAAGAAAGGCAAAACUACAUCCCCACAAUCUCGCCCUCUUGGUGACGGAAUACCAUCCAGAACACAACAGAAGCUAUGGCUUCAACGAACGGCGGCGUUGACUACGUCUCCUCCUGACUCGAACGGAUCGCCCGCUCUUCCUCCGUCCACGAUCGAUCCCGCUUUCAUAGCUGCUUCACAUACACGGAACGGGCAAUAUGAUAACGGCCGAGGCACCGUAAAUGGAAGCGCCCGCGUUGGGGCAUCGCACGACAGUGAAGCCAAACAUACGCGCAAAGCGUUUGAGAAGAUAGCACUAGAACUGCACGUUGUUCGUCGUUUUCAGAGUCCAACGAAGAAUAGUUUCAUGCGACUAGAGCGAUUGACGAAUACAAGCGGCAGACCAAACACAGCGUCAGAAUCUACGAGCAAUUUUCUAGCUAAGAGUUCAAAAUCCGCACCAUCCUUGACAACAGGCCAAUUCUUGAAUGCUCUACCCAGCAGGCGCGCAAAAGCAGCCGCAGCAUCAUCGGGCGAUAAUGAGAGCAGCGCAGAAUCAGCCGACAAGAGUCGUCAUCGGACAUCGAAACCGGGACGCGUCUAUUUCCAAGAGCAUGACGAUGUGGUCAACAUCAGCGACCCAUUGUCCGAUUCGGCAGAACGAUUAGCAGUGGAAUCUCAACAAGGCGAAUCCUCUUCUGUCAAUGGACCUACGGGUACAGAUAACAAGGCAGUCACCGGUACAGCAGAUCGUGAAGGCUACUUUGCAACUGAACAGGAAAUGCUUCUCCGUCGUAUGUGGGAGAGCAGAGGCGAAGUCGCCAGUCCGGGUUGA